This is a messenger RNA of Chelonus insularis, 3685 nucleotides long. RefSeq lists its product as uncharacterized. Gene Ontology annotation, biological process: proteolysis. The record is from RefSeq and is a predicted model, not a curated record. Gene Ontology annotation, molecular function: nucleic acid binding; cysteine-type peptidase activity. Lineage: Eukaryota; Metazoa; Arthropoda; Insecta; Hymenoptera; Braconidae.
AUGAGCCGGGGACGUGGACAGGUAACACCGAAGAAACCGAGGAAGCUGAAAAGGUGGUCCAUUUACACGACGGAUAAAAGAGGAAGAUCCUUCAAUUCCCAAUUUCAAGCUGCAAUUUGCAAUCUAUAUGAAGCCUUGGAGAAAGAACGUGAAAUUGGAGAACUUCUAGUUCCAUUAAGCAAUGUCAGACAAAGAGUUGCCACAUAUCUAAAUAUUUCUUUAGAUAGUGUGACGAAAUACGUAGCCAUUGGUGAAUCUGGUCAACCCUUUUCUACACCAGGGAAAAUUCGACCUCAUCCAGCACCAAUUCGUGAUGCACCAGAAGAAGUUAAGAAUGAUAUUUGUAAUCUCAUUUACCAAAUUUACCAGCAACGAAGGAAUGUAACAGUGGAGGAAUUAGUACGUUUAAUUAGAGAUAAGAAGAUUGCAUAUAAUGGUGGCAAGGAAACGUUACGAAAGAUCUUGCAUGAUAAAGGAUUUUCGUAUGAGAAAAGAGAUGGCAAGCGUUAUGUUAUUGAACAACCAUACAUUGUAUUCAAACGAUUAAAAUUCCUCACAGAGUAUAGGGAGAAUUUGCAAAGUUGCAACAAACGCGAGGUCGUAUUUUUGGAUGAAACGUGGACAUUCCAGAUGGGAACUGGAAAAACCAAAGAUUGGCAGUGCGAGGAUUUCCGCAGCUGUUCAAUAAAGAGUGCUGGAACAGGUUCCCGAUAUUUAAUCUGCCAUGCAGGAGGAGAAAAUGGCUUCAUUGAAGGCGCUUCAUUAUUUUUAAAUACAAAAAAGAAGCCGAAGGAUGGUGAUGACUAUCAUGGAGACAUGGAUGCUGCCAUGUUCGAGAAAUGGUUCUCUGAGCAACUAUUGCCCAACUUGAAGAAACCGUCCUUGAUAAUUAUGGAUAACGCAUCGUAUCACAAUAAAAUGAUUAAUCCACAACCUACGACUAAUUGGAAGAAGAAGAAUUUGAUGGCAUGGCUAAAAGAACGCAGCAUUCCUUAUAAUGAGCAUGAUACCAAUGCUGUACUACUCCGAAAGUGUCAGGCCCACAAAGAAAAAAUCCGGUACAAAAUUGAUCAACUCGUGGAAAAUACUCAGCACAAAAUUCUUCGUUUGCCUCCCUAUCAUUGCUGCUACAAUCCCAUCGAGUUGGUUUGGGGAAUCACUAAAAGAUACCUGGAUAAACAUAUUGGUCGUGAUAAUGAUUUCUCCGAGGGUAAUUUGUCUACAAUCUGGAAAGAGGCCUUGGCUGUUGUUGAUGCAGAAAUGUGGAGUAAAUGCUGUAAAAAAGUGGAAACGGAAAUUUUAAAGGAUUGCUCUCAACAAUUGGAUAAUCCAAAGUUUAUAGAAGAAGUGAAUAGCAGAAAUAAGAAAAUUAAAGAAGAGGAAUCUGUUGACACGGAUGAUGAUGAUGAAGAUGAAUGGGAAGAUGUACCGGAUGAAGAAACGAAGUCUCAAGAUGUUCAUGAAAUGGAUGUAGUACCAGAGCUUCGUGAGAUGGAAAUAGCUUCACAAGAAACACCCAAACUCGAGAAACAGUCAUCAGCUGUAUCAAGCAUCCUUUCUUGUAAAAAAUCUCUUUUUAAUGACUUUGACGAAGAAACGAUGGAUGAACCAUGUUCACCACCUCUUCCAAAGAUCUCACAAGAGGAAACUGAUACUGCUGCAAAUGCCAUUGCUGAUGAAUUGUAUUCAAUAUCAACAUCACCUCUUGAUGACUAUAAGGACUGUUUGGGGCCAGACGAUACACUCAUACACACGAAGGUCAAGAUGUCGGUGUAUGUACGAGAUUUGAAGACUCUCUAUCCUCCUGAGUGGUUAAAUGACCAGAUUAUCAAUGUUUAUUUGGAGAUGAUAGCAGAAAGGGGGGCACCUUCUAUCUACGCCUGUAACACUUUCUUCUUCCAGCAGCUGAUGCUUAGAGGAUAUGAAGGAGUUCAAUCAUGGACGAGAAAGGUUCGAAUAUUCUCCAAGAGAUUGAUGAUGAUUCCCAUUCAUCUAGGUGCUCAUUGGUGUUUGACAGUGAUUAAUUUUGAAAAUAAGUCCAUCACUUAUUAUGACAGCCUUUAUAGAAGAAAUGAAGCAUGUCUUUUUACUAUCAUGGAUUACUUAUGCAGAGAGCACGAAGCAGUUGAAGGGCAACCUCUUGAUCAAACUACAUGGACGAUGAACCAUGCCAAGGGAAUUCCAAGGCAAUCAAAUGGUUACGACUGUGGGGUAUUCGUUUGUGCUUAUGCUGAGCACAUUUCAAGAGAUGAACCGUUCAACUUUACGCAAAGUGACAUGAGGCAAAUUCGGGGUCAAAUGUUGGAUGAAAUCAUCACCAACAAGAUGUACUUUCCGAUUUACUUGGAGAAAAAGAAAGCUAAGGAGUUGAAAAAUCUCAAUGAAAAUGUUUCGAAUGGAUUGGAUCCUUUCGAUGAUAAUGAUGAUGCCAAAUUAAAAGAAGUAGCUCGAAAAUUUGAAGCUAAAUAUGGACCAACUCAAAUGACCGGAAAGAAAAAGAAAAAAUAUGACGAAGUUGAUCUUGGAGCAGGAUAUGAUGAGAAUGAUCCCUUUAUAGAUAAUACAGACGCGUAUGAUGAAGUUGUUCCUGAAGGAGUAAAUACUGCUUACGGAGGUUUUUAUAUUAACAGUGGACCUUUAGAAUUUAGUGUCAAAGAAACAAAUCAAAGCGAAAGUAGUGAUGAUGAUGAAGAAGAUAGUCCAGAUUCUAAACGAAGAGAAAGAGAUCUUGACACAUCAGAUGAUGAUGAUACUGAAGAAGUUCUCAACGGACCAAUAACCAAGAAAUUAAAAUUAGAUGAUAACUGUGAAAAGAAAUCUGUUUAUGAUAAUGGGGUAAAACGGAAGAAAAAAAAUCAUGAUCAUUCACAUGGUGAUAACUCAAUUAGGCAAAAAAAUGACAGUAUGGAAGUAGACAAUAGUUUUAUAGAAAAUCAAGAAGAGAGAAAGAGGCUGCAAUGUGAUGCAUCUAGAUCAAAAGAAAAAAAAUUAGCGAAAAAAAAUAUUACAAAUGGCACUGAAGAAAAGAAGGUUGAAUCAAAAAAAUGUUCCGGUAAAGAUAAUAAUAUAGAUGAUGCUAUUGAAAGUGUUGUGAAUGAUGGUAAACUUGAUGAUGAAUCUAGCCGAGACACAAUAGAUUCUGGUAAAUCACGAUGCACAGCGGGGACAUCAUCGGAAUGUGAAGAUGCUGAAAAAAUUGAUAUUCGUUUACCAGAUAAUCUUCCAGAAGAUGUAAAAGAAAUUAUUACAAAGCUUAAAAAGCAUGCUGAAAAUAGUAAAGAAGGAAAAAUAAAAUUUUUUGGUACUUCUGUUAAUGAUACAUUGUUAAGCUUAGAAAAAAAAUUACGCGCUACAGAGUCAUCAACAAUAAGGUCGCAGGUUUACGGCCACUUAGCGCAUUUCUUAUCUUGUAGUAAAAUUACGCUAGUAAGUCGUGCUAGAAAGCUUUGUCUUCAAGAUGCUGAAACAAGAGUUAAAGAACCUGUUCAAAGGUUAAAAACGAUAAUAGAUCGAAUCGUAUCGUCGCAAAGGGAUGAAGAAAAUAAGAAAAUAGCCGAUGAAAAGCUUAUUGAAGAAAGGUAUUAUAAACGAUUAGGUGGAGGUCCAAAUGACAGUAAAGACAUAAUGAAGUUGCGAUUAUGAUGAUUAUAAUUAUCUCACUACAAUAUUAUAAAUAUAUUUAUAU